Coccidioides posadasii C735 delta SOWgp is the source of this 1392-nucleotide messenger RNA. RefSeq lists its product as uncharacterized. NCBI's taxonomy places the organism in Eukaryota, Fungi, Ascomycota, Eurotiomycetes, Onygenales, Onygenaceae. The record is from RefSeq and is a predicted model, not a curated record.
AUGCAGCUCUCUGUCGCGAUCCUGAGCGUGCUCGCCUAUCCUCUUGCUUUGGCGGCUGACAUAUUCAGCCCCGAUUCAUAUGCCGCUGGCGAUGUGAUCUUUCGGGAUUUCGCCAUUAUUGGCGGCGGAGCGGCAGGAACAUACGCAGCAAUCGGCCUGCGAGAUAUGAACAGAUCCAUUGCUUUGGUCGAACGCUCAGGAAGGCUGGGUGGCCAUGCGGUCACUUAUACCGCUCCCAAGACUGGCGGAACGGUCGACUUUGGAGUGCAACUGUACCUCAACAAUACCCUCUGCCGCAAUUUCUUCUCAAGACUCAACACUCCCAUAGCAAACGCGUCUUUUGACUUUGCCGGAACGCCCGUUUAUGCCGAUUUCGCCUGGGGAACUGUCUUACCAGACUUCCAGAUACCCCAUCUCGGCCCCGAUUAUGUCAAUGAGCUCAACAAGUACCCGUAUCUCGAGAACGGCUUCAAUUUGCCAGACCCUAUCCCCAAGGAUCUGCUUCUGCCAUGGUCGCAAUAUAUACAAAAGUAUAACAUCAAUCAAUCGGUGCACGCCACCCUUGCGCGACCCGCAAAUCCGGGAAAUCCGCUAAAUACCCUUGCGAUGUACGUCUUCAACGACAUAAACCAUGUCAUGCUGGCUGAACACAACGGGCUUGCAAUCGUAAACGCCAACCAUGACAACUCCGAGCUCUACCGGAACGCCUUGGCGGAGCUGGGACCAGACGUCCUGCUGGACUCGACCGUUCUCUUCGCCCACCGGUCAAGAAGAAGAAGAGGUGGCGUCAGUCUCGUUGUGAAAACUCCAGCCGGCAAUAAGCUCAUCAUGGCCAAGCAACUUAUCAUCGCUAUGCCGCAGAUCCUCGACAAUAUGAAGUAUUUCGGCCUCGACCAGCGCGAGGGAAGAAUCUUGUCGCAAAUCAGAGGUUCCCCAUACUACGGUGGGGUGAUAAACAACACCGGCCUCUCUACGGAUUACAAUUAUCACAACGUCGGCGCCAAUACUUCCUAUCACGUCCCUGCCUUGCCAAACGUCCCAGUCAUCACCCCGACCCACGUGGACGGUCUAUUCUACUACUGGUACAACCCUGGAGAGCCGGCAACCAGGGACAAAGUGCAAAAGGCCAUGACAACUACGAUCAAGACACUGCAGAGAGCCACCAACGGCACAACCACGGCAGAGCCUGAAUUCCUCGACUUUUCAGAUUUCUCGCCAUUGCGCCUUGAUGUGUCAUCUCAGAGCAUCACCGGCGGCUUCUACAGGGACAUGUACGGCCUGCAAGGGUACAGAAACACAUGGUAUAUCGGCACAUUGUUCGUCGUCGGUUCCAGCCAGGUGUGGAACAACACUGCGACUAUGCUGCCGAGCAUCGUGUCGGCCGCGUGGUGA